AUGAUCAAAGACGGGAUAGCGAAGAGCUACGAUAAAGCAUGUUGGCUAUUUGAUAGCAUGCAGUGUCACGGUGCAGUUACGGAUAAAUGCGGUUAUAGUUCUCUUAUACAGAUUUUAGCUAGCGCAGAUUUACCACACGUAGCGAAAUGCUACCUGAAGAAGAUGCAGGAAGCCGAACUUCAUGGUGAGAAAGGAUGUUGUGAUAAGGAAGGAUUGAAGCAAAGAAGCUGGACGGCGGAGGAAGAUAGAAAACUGAUGGCUUAUGUUAUCAGAUAUGGCUGCUGGAAUUGGCGUCAACUCCCCAAGUUUGCAGGUCUGGCGAGGUGUGGGAAGAGUUGCAGGCUUCGAUGGAUGAAUUAUUUAAGGCCAAACAUAAAGAGAGGAAAUUUCACCAAGGAAGAAAACAAUACUAUCAUCAGAUUACACGAGUCUUUAGGGAACAGGUGGUCCGCCAUUGCUGCCAAGUUACCAGGAAGAACAGACAAUGAAAUCAAGAAUCACUGGCAUACAAAUCUCAAGAAACACGUUAAACAUAAGCCAUCAACGGGAAAUUUAGAAGGUAAAGACAACACUCAGAAACUAGACGAUAAUAACAAUCAUCCUCUGACAAAUCCCCCCUUAAUCCUGGAAAGCUCACAAGUUUUAUCGUCACCGUCAUCUUCCCGGCAACCAGCCUCAAGCGACAAUCAAAGCUCUUCCAUUACCACCGAUGGCAUGGUUUUAUCGAACAAAGUCGACUCAGUUUCAGAUUUCUGGUCUGAACCAUUUCUGUCGGACUCGGACAUGUCGAUGAUGGAUUUUGGUGCAGGCUUUGAGUCUACUCUUCUUGACGAAGAAAUCUUCUCCCCCUUUGCUUGUUUCUACGAUCACCUUGACGACUUCAACUUCUUCUAA
This is a messenger RNA of Hibiscus syriacus, 894 nucleotides long. RefSeq names its product transcription factor MYB13-like. Gene Ontology annotation, molecular function: protein binding. The transcript has 4 exons. Lineage: Eukaryota; Viridiplantae; Streptophyta; Magnoliopsida; Malvales; Malvaceae. The record is from RefSeq and is a predicted model, not a curated record. Bases 1 to 894 code for a protein of 297 amino acids.